CAUUCUAUCCCCAAGGCAUUUAGAAUCUAGUUGAUAUUAUGGCAUCACCCUUGUUCAUCCUCCUGAUACUUCAGUCUUUCCUUGUUUCUACUUCUAUUUCUUCCACUGUUUCGUUCUCUCUUAAUCAAACAGAAACUCUUUUCAAAUGGAAAACAAGUCUUGACAACAAAAGCCAAAGCUUCCUCUCGUCUUGGGUUGGGGAUAGUCCUUGCAAAUGGGUUGGGAUUGCUUGUAAUAAAGCUGAAAGCAUCAUCAACAUAAACCUUCAUGAUUAUGGUCUCAAAGGUACAAUUCAUGGCCUUAACUUCUUUGCCUUCCCUGACCUAAUGCAGCUUGAUCUUAGCAAUAAUUCACUUCAUGGGGAAAUUCCUUCCCACAUUGUUAACUUGUCCAAACUCACUUAUCUUGAUUUGUCUUAUAAUCACUUUUUUGGGAACAUUCCUUUUGAGGUAGGAUUGCUUAAAUCUCUCACUAAACUUGAUUUGUCUAAUAACAGUUUCUCUGGCUCAAUCCCUAGUUCUAUAAGAAACUUGAGCAACCUAUCCAUUCUUUAUCUCUAUGAUAAUAUGCUUUCUAAGUCAAUACCUUCUGAGGUAGGAUUGCUUAAAUCUCUCACUGAACUUGAUUUAUCUAACAACAAUUUCUCUGGCUCAAUCCCUACUUCAAUAGGAAACUUGAGCAACCUAUCUUCUCUUUCUCUCUUUUAUAACAUGUUUUAUGACUCAAUACCUUCUGAGAUAGGAUUGCUUAAAUCUCUUACUACACUUUAUUUGUUUAAUAAUAGUUUGUCUGGCUCAAUUCCCAUUUCAAUUGGAAACCUAACAAGGAUUCUUCAGUUAGACCUUACAAGUAACUAUUUAUCUGGCCCUAUUCCUUUGGAAAUGAAUAACCUUAUUCUUCUUAAAGAUUUACAUUUGUGUAAUAACAAACUCAAUGGCCAUUUACCUGAGAAUAUUUGCCUUGGGGGAUUUCUCACAAACUUUUCAGCAAUAAACAAUCAUUUGACGGGUCCCAUCCCGAAGAGUUUCAAAAACUGCUCUAGUUUAUUUAGAGUACGGCUUGAAGGGAACCAACUUGAAGGGAAUAUAACAGAUGCUUUUGGGAUAUAUCCCAAGUUGGAUUAUAUUGAUUUGAGCAAUAACAAGUUGUAUGGUAAACUUUCUCCAACUUGGGGUCUAUGUCAUAACCUUACAAACUUGAAGAUUUCCAACAAUAACAUCUCUGGUAAAAUACCUCUUGAGCUAGCUCAAGCCACUCAAUUACAACGUCUUGAUCUCUCUUCAAAUCAACUAAAUGGGGAGAUUCCUAAGGAAUUAGGCAACUUGACUGCAUUAGUUUAUCUCCUGCUAAAUGAUAACCAACUCUUUGGUAGAAUCCCAUUAGAGAUAGGACAGCUACUCAAUUUGCAACAACUCAAUUUGGCAGCAAACAAUUUGGAUGGACCAAUUCCAAAACAACUUGGAAAGUGCUUCAGGUUAUGGAGCUUGAACUUGAGCAAGAAUCAACUUGGGGAAAAUAUUCCAUUUGAAAUAAAAAACAUAUUUGCCCUUCAAACUCUUGACUUGAGUUGGAAUAUUCUAAUGGGAGAGAUUCCACUAGAGCUUGGAGGAUCUCAAAGGUUAGAAACAUUGAAUCUUUCUCACAACAUGCUUUCUGGAUUCAUACCUUCUUCCUUUAAUGAAAUGCUAAGCUUGACAAAUGUCAACAUAUCUUACAACCAGUUGGAGGGCCCAAUCCCCCGUAUCAAAGCCUUUCUUGAUGCCCCAUUUGAUGCUCUUGAAAACAAUAAAGGCCUUUGUGGCAAUGCCUCUGGCCUAAUGCCUUGUCCAUCCAAAAGUCAAAAGAAAAGUUCAAGAGGACUUGUGAUUUUGAUUGUUAUACCUGUUUUGGGUGGUUUGCUUCUACUAUUUAUCUUGGUGAAGUAUUUACUUCUAUUUUGUUGCAAAAAAUAUAAGCCAAGAGUGGAGCAAUAUCAAUAUAUUUUUGACAUAUGGGGAUAUGAUGGGAAAAUCCUCUAUGAAAACAUUCUUGAAGCUACAGAGCAAUUCAACUCCAAUUAUUGCAUUGGCACAGGAGGAUGUGGAAAUGUUUACAAAGCUGUGUUGCCAACAGGUCAAGUAGUUGCUGUGAAGAAACUUCAUCCUUCAAAUGACGAUGAUACCAUCAAUUUACAAGCAUUUGAAAGUGAGAUUCGUGUUUUAACAGAAACACGACAUCGCAAUAUUGUGAAGUUGUAUGGUUUUUGUUCUACUACAGAGCACUCAUUGCUAGUUUAUGAGUUUGUAGAAAGAGGGAGCUUGAAGAAGGUUUUGAGCAACCCAGAAGAAGCAGUGAAGUUGAAUUGGGAUAAGAGGUUGAACAUUAUUAAAGGAUUAUCUAGAGCCUUAUCUUACAUGCACCAUGAUCAUCCAUCACCAAUAAUCCAUCGUGACAUUUCAAGCAAUAAUGUUUUGCUUGAUUUGGAUUAUGAAGCUCAUGUCUCUGACUUUGGCAUUGCCAGAAUUUUAAAGCCUGACUGCUCAAAUUGGACAUCUUUUGCAGGCACCUUCGGCUAUACAGCACCAGAGUUUGCUUACACAAUGCAAGCAAGUGAAAAGUGUGAUGUCUACAGCUUUGGGGUGGUAGCAAUGGAAGUACUCAUAGGAAUGCAUCCAGGUGAUCUGAUUUCAGAUUUAUGGACAUCAAAUGGCCAACAAGUGCUGCUGAGGGAUGUUAUAGACCAAUGCCUUCAACCUCAAAGGAAGAACCGAGUAGCUGAGCAAGUGGUUUCAACAACUAAACUAGCCUUUGCAUGCCUGAAUGUCAAUCCCCAAUUGCGACCCACCAUGCAGCAGGUUUAUCAGGCACUUAAUAGUGGUCGACCAUCUCCAUUGCCAAAGCCGUAUUUAAUGAUAAGUUUAGGAGAUUUGAUUGGAGAUGGACAUGAGGUGCAAAGUUGAGUUGCUGAUGAUUUGGAUAUUCGUCAUAAUUCUAGGCUGCUAUUUACUAAGGCAAUGGAAUUGUUGCAUAUGAGUAUUACUGCUUGCCAGCAGGACUAGCAAUAAGAGCUUGAAGAAAUUAACGUUUUUGAUCAACUUCAAGAUGAAUGGUUAAUUUCAUCCUUCGUUCCGUUCCGUUCCUUUCCUUGUUGGCUUCUCAGACUUGGUCGUGUUUAAUUUCCAUCUAGAUAACAUAAUUUGUGUAUUUCCCUUUUUCUGCUUUUCUUGUUAAUUUGUGUAUUUUUGUGCUUAUUUCUUUUCUUCCAGCCUGGUGUAAAGGAGAUUGUGUGGAGUACAUGUACUCAAUAAAAUUACUUAUUUUGC
This is a messenger RNA of Rubroshorea leprosula, 3302 nucleotides long. The record is from the annotation of a GenBank genome assembly. NCBI's taxonomy places the organism in Eukaryota, Viridiplantae, Streptophyta, Magnoliopsida, Malvales, Dipterocarpaceae.